UCUAUCGGCAUUUCGUUUUACCCUAGUUAUAAACGUGCUUUGUUUUUUUUUUAACAAAAUGAAAGCCGUUUUGUGUGUGGCAUUGAUAAUUAUGGUAACAAACUUCGCUGCUGAUGCAGCUAGGUUGAACCACCCGCGCGUAUUGUUGCCAAUUUUCGAGGAGAAAGCCAUUAACUUCACUUUAGAAGUCGACGAGCCCAACUGCUACAAAUGGUCAUCCUCGCGACAAGACCUAAUAUCCGUCAUGCCCAUCUACAAUGGAUUCAGCGAAUGUGCAUACCAGGCCGUUGUAACGGUUCGCACCCACGAGCGCCGCAGGAACACGGCAAUCGUCUUUGCAGAGGAGAUGCAAACGGGCGAAACGUUACGAUCCGACGUGAUUGUAGAUGCCGUCGCCAGCCUUAAUGUGCGCACAGCAACCAGGCAGCUUUAUCUGGAGGAGGCUCCUGCCAUGUUCGAGUUGCACGCUUUUGAUGAACAGGGCAAUGAGUUUUUCACUUUAGAGGGCAUUGAGUUUGACUGGGAGAUUUCGGAGCCCGGCAGCAACAAGCCCGCUGCGAUGCGCUACCUUACCUUCACGGACAGCCCCUACCACACUGUGCCGUCCGCUCUGGAAAAGUUUGAGGCGGACGGCACCAAGGGGUAUAUGAUCCUCCUAGAGGGCAUCAAUACGGGCACCGCUAAAGUGACCAUUGCCAUGCCCCAGGCUGAAUACCGGCACGUGCGUCCUAUAGAAGUUUACAUCAGCGUCCUGGCCAACAUAAUUAUCGAGCCCUCUGAGGUCGCCAUCCUUGCCGGUGACUCGGUUUCAUUUCGCAUCUUGCAGCUGAAGAUGGACCGCCUGCAUGUUAUUGAUAACAUGCAGUAUUAUUUAGAGGUAGAGGACGCCAGUGUUGCCUACUUACGGGGCAACAGUGCCACAGGAGUGGCUGUGGGCCGCACUCAGGUUUUUCUGCGUGACCGCAACAUGGCGGACUCGGAUACGACUGCCAAAGGACCCAGCGCCCUAUUGACGGUCGCGGAGCCUGUCAGGCUAGGUAUCAGCUUGCUUCCUCAUCUAAAUUGGGUCACAGUUCAGGGAGAACAUCACGAGAUUGCUUUGGACUUAUUUGCCGCCGACGGGCAGAAAAUAACUUUGGGCAGCCGGUAUUCUAUUAGUUCAGAGAUCGACGAGUCCUUAUUCUCCAUUGUUCAACGGACUCGAAACGGAAGCCGUCUAUUUGGCGAAGCAAGAAAGGAGGGCAUAACUGAGGUGUACGGGUCAUACAAAGACUUGUCAGUGCAAGCUGAACUUCAGAUCUUUGAAGAGCUUCAUCUGAUGCCAACCAAGGUGGUGCUGCCCUACGAUCCAAACAGCGUUAAACCAUUAAAGCUGCAGUUUCAUGCUUCAGGCGGAGAUAACAAUUACGCUUGGUACUCCGGAAACCCGCAAGUGCUCCAGAUAGAUGCGCAGGGCCUGGCCACAACCGAGAUUCGAGACGUUCGAAAUUCCUUCGUGCCCCAGGGGGUGGAUGGUUCAUUCGCUGCCCAGACCACUGUCAAGGUGGCGCUGACCAAGAACCAACAAAUCUCCCGUCUUGCGCAGAUUUACUUCCUGCCCCCCUACCGCCUCCAAAUUAAACGAAGCAACUUCGAGACCGCUCUUAAGGAUUAUGUGCACGUGCACGUGGGAGUUUACGCUCGGAUUAACAAUUCUGACGUCCCAUACACAAGUUGCGAAAACCUCCACUUCCAGCUUGAUUUAAGUCAACCCAUUCUUCAGCUAGAGAGCAAUGAGGAGCUCAAGGAGAUAGUCCCUGAAGCGUGCCGCGUGCUGCGGUUGCGCGCCACCGCUGUGGGCAGUACCUCGCUGCGAGUUUCAUAUACUUUCCAAGACAAAGUGCUUCACGACACCGUUGACAUCUACGUUUUUAAACCUCUGGUUGUGCUUAAUCCUCUGCAUAACGAGGUAGUGCUUCCCGUCGGGUCAUCUCGCAAUGUGAUCUACACUCACGGACCGCAACGUAUUUUUACCAUGGCGGCGGAGCUCACCAAGUCAACAGCUUUCGAUGACAAAGUUAUUUCUGUGGCUGAGCUAGAGUUCGACCCACAAAAUGGUAUUACAGCGUUCACCGUGCUGUGCCGCAAGCUGGGCGAGACAACGUUUACUUACCGAGUGCACAAUAGUCUGACUACGGCCAGCUUUGCCGUCUACCGAUCAGAGGUUACCACAAAGGUUUACUGCGUCCGCCCACGCUUCUUGAAGCUUUACGCACGCCACAACCUUCGUGAGUCCUGUCCCUUGGAACAGCGCUCUUCACUUCUUUUCCUAAAAGACCGCGAAAACAAAUUUGAGAUUGAGAUUGAAGUUCAGGAUUCAAACAACCGAAGACUUAUGAAUGUCAGCUCUCUGUGGCUAGAAUGGGAGUUCGUCGCGGGUGAAAAGCGCUAUCGCGAGGACAUAAUGUCCCGGCAGGUCUCCGAGCUGGAGUUCGUUCACGGAGUUGGCCUGCCUAAUCGGGAUCUUCUCGUUUUGACUUUAAACGAGGUGGCGCCUAACUUCCGCAUUAAGGGCACUGUGUUACACUAUAACGACAAUCUGCUUGCCCAGCAAGAUAUACACGCAGAGCGCCCGGCUUUCGGAGUCCAAAACCCAAAGACUGGGUUAGUAAGCACGCCCCUUAUCGAAAAUGAGGUCCGAUUCCACACGGUCAACAGUACGCUGUUGCCAAAGGACCACGUGAGCAUCUUGCUAGCAGCGGGACACAGUGAAAAUAUACCCAUCGCCCAGGGCAGCGGCUACCUACAGCUGGACUUGUCCGAGGAGGGGAUCGUACAGGCCGAAUAUGAUGAGAAGACCCGCAUACUUAAGGUAACACCUCUGCGUUUCGGCCACGUGCGUCUGGAGCUGUUUGACCGCUGUUUAACGACCGAGCCGAGCCAUCUGUCCAUCUCCGUUGUGGGAAUUGGAGCCAUUGAAGUAACAAGCAUGGACCGGUUGGAACGCACUACACGCAUCGAGGCGAUUGUCAGACUUUUUGACACGAACGAUAACCCCUUGGAAGUGGAUCGCAGCAGUCUAAGUGUAUACGAUUUAUCCGAGGAGGUUUUGGACCAAAGUAUUUUGAGCGUGCGGCUAGGGGAACAACAAAACUUGAGGUCGGGAGAGAUUCGUUACACCAUAACGGGCAAUAACGUUGGUGAGACCAAAAUAGUUUUUAAGGCCGGCAAGGGCUCUUUGCAAGUGGCAACUGAGCCACUCAAUGUUCAGGUCUUUGCUCCAAUUCGUCUAUAUCCUCGCGACUCCACUCUUGUGAUUGGAAGCAGCGUACAGAUUUUUUAUCAGGGUGGCCCGCAGCCAAACACCAACAUGAUAUACAUAUUGGAAAAGGAGGAAGUGGCAACUAUAAGGUCCUCUAUUGUAACGGCUCACAGCCUAGGGACCAGCAAGAUUGUUGGCAAGUGCCUUGUAAAAAACCCAAUAACUGGAAAGGAUGAGGUGGUAUCCCAAGACUCGGUGGAAGUCUCGGUUGUUGCCCUCACAGGAGUGCAGAUACGGACGCCGCUGGUGCGGAUUCGCAGCGGUGCCAUUAUGCCCGCAACUUUGUGGGGUCAUUCUGACUUGUCGCCCAUGGUGCUGGGUACCUUGCAAAAUAUCAAAAUCUCUUGGAAAGUCAACCAACCUCAGGUGGUUGAAAUAUUUAACGUCUUCACGGCGGCGGGAAUCGAGUACCAAAGUGAGGACUUAAUUUCUGUUCGAGUACGAGCUCUGAAUCCUGGAAAGGUUACAAUCACAGCAUCUGUAAGUUUAAUGGACGGGACAAUGCUGCCACCAGCUACCGUAGAGCUUAUAGUUUUUAAAACUCUGGAGCUGGUUGCACCAAAACCUAUUAGAAUGGAUUCCAUUUUGGCAGCUCCAAGGAGCACGGUCCAGCUUAAAUCUAAUAUAGACGAUGCGGUCUUCAAAAUGGAUAGUCAGAGCAACGGUGUUGUCAACGUAACACCAGAUGGCCUUGUUCACACUAAAGACACACUUGGUCGUGAUCUAGUAAUCGCCAAAACAGCGGACCAAACUCUACCAAUCGGAAUCGAAGUAAAGAAUGUCCAAUACAUUUUGGUUACGCUUUUACCAAACCUUAAGUUUAGAAAGGUCGAACACAAGGUUCCCCGUGGUAUGAACUUCGUGCUUAAAGUAUCACUCCAUGACAAUUUGGGCAACGAGUUUUCCCAUAGCAUUGAAGAUGCAAACGGCCUACGGUAUGAACUGGCCACGAGGGAUGUCGUUGAUGUUCAAAUAGAAAAUAAUCUGACAAUUGUGCUGAACCUGCAGCGUGAAACCAACAAUGUCAUCGCCAUCAGUCUAAAGGACCCAACUGGCGUCAAACACGCAGAAGACUACGUCAAGCUUUCAGUAUUGGACUCCGAGAACAUUUUUCCCACCAAGACAAUUUUCUCUGUCGGUGACAUCAUUUGCUUCAAUUCACCCCUAACGUUGUCGUCGAUUUGGAGCAGCUCAAAUGAGCAGAUUGUUUCGGUUAAUAAACACACAGGUAUUGGCCGUGUGUUAAACCAUCGGCAGAAGCUGAGCGAAAAGGUAGAAAUAUUUAACGGCGACGAGACAAAACGCGGCGGGUUCAUUAAGUACGACUUGGAAGUUCGCGAGUCGGAUGCGAUUGUCUUUGCCAAGUCUUUGGACAUAUUCAGCGGACCGGAAUACCGGGGGCAGUUGGUUCUCCGUAACCACUUGCAGUCCGACAAGUACAGUAACCUCAUUGCACAAAACGUUUCAAAGUGUGCCGGGCAGCUUGGUAGCCUGCCAGUGGAUAUCUUUACAUGUCGCUUAGCGGCAAAGGAGGUACUCGGUCGCCAGCUGCUAAAAUUGUACAAAGUUGAGGCCAUGUUCGAUGCUAGUGUCGGGCAGUAUAUCUGUCGACUGGAAUUGCUUUCCAGCUUCAUUGAAUUGCUGGCCAUUGUCAAGACAAACGACGUCUAUUUGGAGCUAGAGGCGGUCAUGCCAAACGGAAUGUUGGAUAAGAUGUCAUUGAAAUUAGUACCCGGUAUCAAGGUGAUGCCCGAAUCAGUCCGAGUUACUGAUUUAAAGCCGCAGGAGUUUCAUAUAAGUGGACUGGACAAGGCGUUGCAUAAGGUUCAGGUAAAACCUUCUGAUUCAAAAUACUUUGCUGUGGAUUUCAUUGAGCAUGGACAUGGUAUAAGCAAAUACCGUUUGCGAUUCUUUGAAGACUUUCCGCUGGAUGAAACCUUUUACGUUCUUGUUGUAUCACCGGACACUGAGCAGAGCAUCGAGGUACCUAUUGUUGGCAGCACAAUGUUGGCCCAAAAAUGCGCAGGCCGGCCAUAUGGAGGCCCCUUGGUGUACAGAUUGUUGGAGAAUCUUGGCUUUGUACUAACCACCACAGUGAUUGUAAUUUUUUCUAUCUGGGUGUACAUGUCUUGCUUCCAGACUCAGGGCGUCACGCAAGUCAACUCUGAGGUAUUCCAAAAAAAGAAAUCGAUUCCUUCUUUGAGCGGUUCUCCAAGAUCAAUGCAUCAGGAAGACGCGAUUAGUGAUUCCUUUCACUUGCGAAGCUUUUCUCCAGGUCGACGAAGUCCGCAAUCAGUUUCCACAUCGGAGGCCUAUGUUUACGGUCACCCAAGGUUAAAUUCUCCGAACAGAUCUGGCAACUCUAGUCGCUUUAAUUAGUUAAUUUCUAUACAUAUAUAUACCUAGUUUUAAGCCUUGUGCCAAUCCUUCUCGGCCCUUUUGUAUCAUAUAUUAAAACUAACUCAGGGUUUAAUUGUAGGACAAGUUGUUGUUACAUUAUUGUGCAGUUGCAGACGAAAUGCAUAUAUAAGAAAUACUUUUAAGUUCGAGCUGUAGCAAGACCAACACGAUUUCCGAACAGGCACAAAACAAUACAUUGGUUAAUACACAGAACUGAAUAAAGAAAUACGGGAACAAGUCCUGCGCAUUUA
Drosophila ficusphila is the source of this 5952-nucleotide messenger RNA. It is a transcript of the gene Gp210, whose product is annotated as nuclear pore membrane glycoprotein 210. Gene Ontology annotation, cellular component: nuclear pore. The record is from RefSeq and is a predicted model, not a curated record. The transcript is spliced from 19 exons. NCBI's taxonomy places the organism in Eukaryota, Metazoa, Arthropoda, Insecta, Diptera, Drosophilidae. The coding region runs from base 59 to 5680 and encodes 1873 amino acids.